CAGUGGUUAUUGUGUAGACGAAAUGCUGCGAGUAACCGUCAUUCUUUGCUGCUUAGGGGUGGCGCUGGCCACCCCCCCUUUGGCCAAGUCUAGGGAAGAAAUUCAGGCUUUUAGGAGUUUCUUGGAAAACACCCAGAAGGAGAAACCCGAUGGCAUAUUCCGCAUGACCUCUCCCGUGGAUGGGGUCUCUCCCCUGGCCAAUCCUGAGGAAAACAGCGGCAAGUUCGAAGGCGACAUCGUGCUGGACGACUGGCAGAUCCAGGCCAUGGUUCAAGAGUACGCGCUGGGCCGUAAUGGUUACCUCUGGCCUAACACGAAGUGGCCGAAUAACACCGUGAUUUGGGAAUACGUUGAGGGAGAGUUUGGACCCCUGCAGUCAGCCGCCAUCGAAGAGGGUAUCGCAGACAUCGAGCGUCACACUUGCAUCAAGUUCCGCUACCGCGAGCCGAGCGACACCGCUUACGCCCGUUUGACUGGUUCUCCGGACGGUUGCUACGCGCACGUAGGCUACUGGGCGACCCGAGGCCCCCACGUCUAUAACCUGGCCCGCAACAUCCCUGGCGUGGGCUGCUUCCGCCACGCCACCAUCGUGCACGAAUGGAUGCAUAUCCUUGGCUUCUUCCACAUGCACUCCACUCAUGACAGGGAUGACUACGUCAGGAUUGCCUUCGAGAACGUUCAGCCUGGUACGGAGCAUAAUUUCAACAUGCACGGCUCUGACCUCGUCUCCAACUAUGGAUUACCGUAUGACUACGUGAGCUGCCUGCAAUAUGGUGCCUAUGGGUUCUCCAUCAACGGACUUCCCACUAUUGUAGCUCUUCGGGAACACGAGGGUGUGAUGGGCCAGCGUGAAUACAUCACCGACAUGGACUGGACACGCAUCAACCGUCACUACGACUGCCCCGACGCAUGGGACUGAACAGACUAUA
Molecule: messenger RNA, 929 nt
Organism: Cydia amplana
Lineage: Eukaryota; Metazoa; Arthropoda; Insecta; Lepidoptera; Tortricidae
Product: seminal metalloprotease 1-like
Exons: 6
Coding region: 23-919 (298 amino acids)
Biological process (GO): proteolysis
Molecular function (GO): metalloendopeptidase activity; zinc ion binding
Source: RefSeq, a predicted model, not a curated record